Colletotrichum scovillei is the source of this 780-nucleotide messenger RNA. RefSeq lists its product as uncharacterized. The coding region runs from base 1 to 780 and encodes 259 amino acids. Lineage: Eukaryota; Fungi; Ascomycota; Sordariomycetes; Glomerellales; Glomerellaceae. The transcript is spliced from 2 exons. The record is from RefSeq and is a predicted model, not a curated record.
AUGGCCACCCCAGGCUCUCUCUACCCUCCCCCAACCACACCCACCUCCGACUUUGCAUAUGUGAUUACCAACUGCGCCAAAGCCAAGGUCAAGUGGGAAGUUGAGAAAUGCUUCAUCUGGCACGGGGACUGGGCGCCCUGCUUCCCGGACGAGGAAGAUGAGGAACUCAUCGGCGACUUGCAGUCUGAGGAUGGCCAUGGCCACCUGCCUUUGGAAUUCCCAGGACCGCUCCCUGAUCACUUCGGCGCCUCCGUCGUGUGCUACUCUCGUCAGAAUCCCGACGGCUCCAAGUACGAGGUCAUCAACUCCGCAGUCAACGAUCCCAAACAGCGUAUUGCCUUCGCUAUCCGCCUGGUCGUCGGCAAUCAUCCGCAGGCUCUUCCCAUGACCGGUAACGAGCUCUGCAUCUUCCUUCAGAUGACAGGCUUCUUCAACCCUACUUAUCGAAUCCAGGCUAUGGAAAACUAUCUAGCCAGUAACGAAGGUUACGUUGCUGACCGUUCCAAGCACAUUUUCUGCAACGAUGCAGCGGUCAGUGAGGAUGAUGAGGAGAUCCGAAUCGUCAAGUUCGUCGUCGGCCGGGGUGAUCCCCUUAUUGAUUCCAUGUCCUUUUUCCUGCCCCUUUGGCUGGAAGCGCACCAUUUCGAUGACGUCCUCCGCCGAGACCGUGACAUCGAGCGCAAGAAAGCUCGCUUCAGAAAAGAAUUCGCAUUCAAGACGGAGAGGGUUGCUCGCACCUCGGCGUACCUCAUGCAGGUUAAGAAAAAGGCUCUUCAGUAG